UGACCUACACGACAAUACAGCUUCUUCCUCCUUCUUCUACUCUUUAACCAUUUUCAAUCCUAUUGUUUUUCUAUGCUUUCCCAAUCAAAUUUAAUUUAUUAAUUUUCGAUUUCUCUCCCUCCUAAUUUCUUCAUCCUGGCAGCAGAAUCCGUUGCGAUUUUCCUUGAUGAUCAGUAUAUGCCCACGAAUAACAUAGAGAUUAAAAAUCGAAGCUUGAUUUGAUUAAACUAAUGGACGGUCCCCGCAAACUGAAUUCUGAGGUUGAGGCCGACGAUUUGGCUUCUGGGGUUUCGGAUUUUUCACUUCAGGGAGGCACCCUCCGCUCGAAUUUCCAUUCUCCGCCGAAUGAUGGAGUUGAUAAUCACGGAGAGCAGAAGCAUAAUGAUGAUCGAAUAGUGACAGAAUCUGGAGAAUGUGACUCUGAGGUUCAUGGGAAGGAGAAUGGGGAGCAAAGAAAAUACUUCUAUUAUGAAGCUCCACUUUCUGAAGAAACGGGGGUUUGGAUACCUGUUUCUGUUCCGCCUAUGUGGGAAGCUGAGCAUGAUGAGUGGGGCAAAGGUUUCUACUCUAAUGGGGGAUACCUUCCCGAGAGUGACAUGGGCUGGGGCCAGUGCAUUGGGGAAGAGAAGGAGCUGACUAUGUGGGAUGUGAUGGUAGAAAUGUUGCUUGCAGCCCGUGGGAAAGUAGGUUCAUUAGCUUCAGCUGAUACGUACGGAUGUAAACUUUCGUGGAUGUCAGGUAAUCUCCUUGAUCAAGCGUGGAAAGAAAUGGCCCAAACACUCACAGAUGCAAAUUUUGCUAAUGUAAGAGAACUCAUUGAAGCCGACCCACCAAAAUGGUUGGCCGAUAGUUCUGCAUCUUCUUGUAUGCUUUGUGGUGUGCACUUUCAUCCAAUCAUGUGUUCUAGGCAUCACUGUCGGUUUUGUGGAGGAAUAUUUUGUGGUGACUGUUCUAAGGGAAGGAGUUUGAUGCCGGCAAAGUUCCGUGUUGCGGAUCCCCAACGAGUCUGUGAUGUAUGCUGUGUACGACUAGAGUCUGUCCAACCAUACUUAAUGGACCAAGUAAGCCAUGCUGCCCAGGUUCCAACCCAAGAUCUUACAGACCUUAGUACUUUGAGGUCAUGGAUUAAUAUUCCUUGGGGACACUCCAUGGAGUAUGAGAUAUAUAAGGCAGCAAAUGCAAUUCGUGUUUAUAAGAAGGUAUGUUCACUAAAGCCUGAGAAGUCGAUUCCAGAUUCCAUUCUGAGACAAGCAAAAGGCCUUGCAAUAAUCACUACUGUGAAAGUUGGAGCUAUGGUUACCUACAAUAUCGGUACAGGAGUUGUGAUUGCUCGUAGAGAAGAUGGCUCUUGGUCUCCACCAUCUGCUGUUUCUACAUUCGGUAUAGGUUGGGGUGCGCAGGCUGGAGGGGAGUUGACAGACUUUAUCAUUAUUUUGAGAACAAGUGAAGCUGUAAAGACAUUCAGUGGCAAUGUGCAUGUAUCAGUAGGAGCCGGUUUGAGUGCUGCAGUCGGUGUUGUUGGAAGGGCAGCUGAAGCUGAUGUUCGAGCUGGAGAUGGCGGUUACUCUGCUUGUUAUACAUACAGCUGUAGUAAAGGUGCGUUUGUUGGAUGCUCACUGGAAGGUAGUAUUGUAACCACCCGCACGAAGGUGAAUUCUCGAUUUUAUGGCAGCCAGUCAAUAACUGCAUCAAAUGUUCUUCUUGGCUCGUUGCCCCAACCCCCUGCCGCUUCUACUCUCUAUCGUGCUCUUGCAGACCUAUAUCAGAAGAUCGAGCAGUGACCCCAAAUCAUUCGCUGAAGAUUGCCGGGUGAUCAUGGGGAAACAAAUCGUUGCAGUUUGUACAUUAUGUGCAUAUAUGCCCUGAAGCUUUCCAAUGAUGAAGGUUCGUUGCUGCCAUUCUUUGCCCGUGAAAAACAUUUUCUGGGACUUACCGUGUACACGGGGGCCAUUGCAAGGGAGGGGCGAAAAAUGUUCCUUAUUUGGAGCCACUGUAUAUAAACCAUGCCUUGUCAUUUUCUCUCUGUAAAUGUAACAUUUAUUUUGGAGAAAGCCAAAACUUACAGAAACAGUAUUUCUUUACAAAAGAAAUCAGCAAAAGUAGUAUUUUGUGGGUGUUUGUGUUAAUAUUUAACUUUGGGCUUAGAGGAGAGAAAGCCCAAAAGAGUUCAAUAAGAAGAGUUUCGCUCAAA
Malus domestica (apple) is the source of this 2191-nucleotide messenger RNA. RefSeq lists its product as uncharacterized. NCBI's taxonomy places the organism in Eukaryota, Viridiplantae, Streptophyta, Magnoliopsida, Rosales, Rosaceae. Gene Ontology annotation, molecular function: metal ion binding; phosphatidylinositol binding. The record is from RefSeq and is a predicted model, not a curated record. Gene Ontology annotation, biological process: regulation of ruffle assembly. Gene Ontology annotation, cellular component: ruffle membrane.